GGGCCUCGGGCAGCCCCCUGCGGCCGCGGGUGGUGCUGGGGGGGAGGGGAGGUGUUUGGUGCCUGCAGCGGGAGUGGGGAGCCGGCGGCUGCCCCGUCUCACGUCUGUCACGUCCUUCCAGGUGUCAACCUGGGGCCGCUGCUGGAGAUGUGCAUCGCCAUCAACCCCAGCAUCCUGCCCACCGCCUUCCUGGGCACGGCCGUGAUCUUCACCUGCUUCACGCUGAGCGCGCUCUACGCCCGGCGCCGCAGCUACCUGUACCUGGGAGGCUUCCUCUUCUCCGGGCUGUCCCUGAUGUUUCUCUUCUCCUUGGUCAACCUCUUCGUGGGUUCCACCUGGCUCUUCACGGCUAACCUGUACGUCGGGCUCAUGGUGAUGUGCGGCUUCGUCCUCUUCGACACCCAGCUCAUCAUUGAGAAGGCCGAGAGCGGGGACAAGGACUACAUCUGGCACUGCGUGGAUCUCUUCCUGGACUUUGUCAACAUCUUUCGCGAGCUCAUGAUUAUCCUGGGCAUGAACGAGAAUAAGAAGAAGGAGAAGAAGUGAAGUGACUGCUGGAGCCCUUGCCUGCUGCCCCCUGCCCCUGCCCUUACCCCCCGCCCCCCAACGCAUUAAAGGGGCCGCGCUCUCUGAAAGAAAAGCGCCCGAGAAGCUUUCAUACCCUGUGGGUUUUUCUCUUGUUUGAGCUUUUUCCAAUUAGUAACCAGCUGAUUCGUGGGUCCCACUGGAGCUUAGCUCCCCUUGUUUCCCCCCGCGCCCCACAGCUCAGGGAGGCCAGCAGCAAACGUCUCCCAAGCGCCCGGCCCUGCUGCCUCGGCUUUGGGCACGGGAUCAUCCCCAGGUGGAUUCCCAGGCACCAAGAAGCUGCAGCUCCCCUGCUGCAGAACCCGUUUCUCCUCCUUCCCCACUUGCCUUGGCCUGAAAACAAACCCAACCGGCCGCACUGCUUCCAUGGCCGUGCGGCAGCCCCCAGGCCGUCUCCCAGCAGCCCCUGGAGGGAGCGGGGCUGGCACCAGCUGCCCGGACACAUGGCUGGGCACCAGAGAGCCAUUGUCUCCUGCCUUGCAGGGCUGCUGCAACCAGCAGGCUGGGGACAAGGGGCGGGUUUGUGUAGCUCCUUCUGCCUCCCUCGUCCCCCAUGAGUCCCUCAGCUGCCCUGCCCCGGCCCAGCCUGCUGCCCCGCAGCGGGAGACUAGCACCCAGUGCCGAGGGGAAGAGGGCGGUGCAGCUGCUCCGGCAGGGGGAACAGGUAGGUGCCCUCCCCUCUCCCUGGGCUGCCAGGGUCCAGGACCAUAGUACCUGGCCCCUGGCAGCACCAGGUACUGCCGGAAGCCCCGGCCCCCGUCACCAAAGCCAACCUGCACCUCCGCUUGCUCGGGACGAAGGUGCCUCCUCCCCACAGAACCAGUGCCAAGAACGACAGCGUCUGCGACGAGCCUCCUACAGCAAUGUCCACCAGGUUUUCCUGCCGUCAUGACUGUAAUUCUCUCUCCCGUUCUGCCGGCCGUGGCGCCGGCUGCGCAGCCUAAACUCAUACUGUGAAGACAAAGGUGUUUUGAUUCAGAAAUAUAUGAAGCCUCCAGAGUCUUACUUUGUACAAAAAUUGAUGAAUGAAAUAAAAAUCCUCAGACUUUAACCUUCA
This is a messenger RNA of Alligator sinensis (Chinese alligator), 1642 nucleotides long. RefSeq names its product transmembrane BAX inhibitor motif containing 6 (gene TMBIM6). Gene Ontology annotation, molecular function: enzyme binding. Gene Ontology annotation, cellular component: mitochondrial membrane. The record is from RefSeq and is a predicted model, not a curated record. Gene Ontology annotation, biological process: cellular response to unfolded protein; negative regulation of apoptotic signaling pathway; negative regulation of RNA splicing. The annotation marks the transcript as partial. The transcript has 6 exons. Lineage: Eukaryota; Metazoa; Chordata; Crocodylia; Alligatoridae.